AUGGCUCGGACCAUGUUCAUUUUGUUAGUUUUUACUGUGAUGGGGUUGGCCAAUGCGUCCUUUCACCACUUGGUUCAUAAUGAAGAUGAAGAUUUGGAAGUUGCUACAGAAAAGGUAACAUUUUUAUUUGUUUUUUUUAAUUUUAGGUAUCAUAGACCGACUAGAACAAUGUAAAAAGCUUAUGGCUUUUGCCUAAAUAGUAUGAAUCUAAUUUUAGAGAGCCAACAUGCGGCAUCAAAUGGACUCUUUGAUAAUGCUGGUAUUCACCGUGAUGUUCGUCAUAAUCGUAGUUACUGCAUGGUUUUUCAAGCAUUACAAGAUACGAUUUCUACAUGAAAGUGGUGUAACUCUCAUCUACGGCCUUAUUUUAGGCUUAAUCUUUAGAUACACUGAUUUCGGCACGAUUGAAAGUCAGACGUUGGAAGUGAAGGCUCAGAACGGAAGCUCAAUUUUUGUACCUCCAGACUACUUGAGGCUACAAGUCAGUAAGCCACAGUCAAACGAGACCAUCCACUUCCAUUAUGAGAUGUCAGCGGGCUUCUAUUCGGAUACAGCCAUGAAGGAGAAGCACACUGAACGGAAGACCGUGUUCUCGCCUGAAAUCUUCUUUAACGUUCUUCUCCCUCCAGUUAUAUUCAAUGCGGGUUACAGUUUGAAGAAGCGACACUUCUUUAGAAACAUUGGAUCUAUUCUGUCGUUUGUGUUUAUUGGGUGCACUAUCUCCAGUAUACUAACAUGGUAAGUUUUUUUUGGUUUAAGUUUUUAAAAUAAUACAAUGAAAGCAAAUUUAUCGUUCUUGAGUAUCAGAGGAUUGUUAUGCUUUGUUUCAGUUUAAUCAUGUUCGUAUUUUGUUGGAUCUUCCGUUUGGGUUUCACGUUUGUCGAGUUACUAUUCUUUGGUGCUUUGAUUUCAGCUACGGAUCCUGGUAGGUUCUUGACUUUUUUAAUUGAUGUUUAGUUUAUUUACUAAAAUUUUAAUGCUUGUUUUACAUUAUCUAGGCAUACUGUUGAAGAUUUUAACUUAUUAAAGUUCCCUUUAUUUUAUAAACUAAUUUUGUUUAUUUCAGUUACUGUUCUCGCCGUAUUCUCCGAAAUGAACGUGGAUGUUGACCUAUACGCUUUGGUAUUUGGUGAAAGUGCUCUAAACGACGCUGUAGCGAUCGUACUCUCUGGAAUCGUAGACCAAUUCACAGCCCAUUCGGCAGCUUUUUCAGUCGGUGAUCUGCUCAGCGCAUUCAUCGAAUUCGGCUACGUUUUCUUCGGAAGUCUGCUCUUGGGAUGCUUUGUCGGAUGUUCAAAUGCUUUGAUCACAAAGUUCACAGACGUUAACGAGUAUCCUCUACUGGAAAGUGCUCUAUUCGUAUUGGUGUCAUACAUAUCAUUCUUGUUUGCCGAAGUUGUGCACUUUACGGGAAUUGUAGCUGUACUAUUUUGUGGUAUCUGUCAAGCCCAUUACACAUUCAACAACCUGUCAGAAGAGUCACAACAAAGAACGAAGCAAUUCUUUGAAGUCAUCUCGUUCUUGGCCGAGAGUUUCAUUUUCUUGUACAUUGGAGUGUCGUUGCCUACUGCAAGAGCUCAAUGGAGUAUCAUAUUCGUUGGUGUUGCUUUUGUAAGUUGACUUUGACAUAUUAAAAGAAUGCAUUGCACAAUUUAAAAAAGUAAUUAAAAGUAGAAUAUCAUUGUUAAAACACCAUUUUUAGGUUGCAACUCAGUUGUCCCGUGCUUUGUGGGUCUACCCAAUGUGCUCCAUUCUGAAUACGAAUCGAAAGCCAAAAAUCGAAAGAAAUCAUCAGCAUAUGAUUGUAUGGUCAGGCCUAAAAGGAGCAGUUCCUUUCGCAUUAGCGUCAAGAAACACGGCUACAGAACAUAGGCAGAUUAUGCAGUCUACUACAUCAAUACUCAUCUUAUUCACCGUGCUUAUAAACGGAGGAUUGGCUGGAUGGAUGAUUGAGAAGUUGGGGAUCAAACAUGGCAAAGAUGUAACACAACAAACAGCGUCAUCGAUGGCAGAGACUGAAAACGAAGAGGAUACAGAUGUUUUAAAUGCGAACAACAGAAGGUCUGGAAGAAACCCGUGGGACAAGGCCUUCUUGCCCAGAAAGUGGUACAACUUUGAUGCGGUGUAAGUUCAGUUGUAAGAAUGUACUAAUGAAGAUGUACAAGAGUAUAUUAUAGGUAUACGAAAAAAGAAAAAUGUGUAACUUGAAGAAUAAAUAAAACUAUUCAGAUUUAUGGUUAAGUAACGCUAUUUUCAGAUUCAUGAAGCCAUUGUUGACGAACGCCAAUCCUACAUUAAUGGAAACUCUACCCGGAUUUUGUGCACCAGUUGCACGAAUGUUGACCACGGAGAAACAACUUCGAAAUGUACAGUCUUGUGAUUUGUAACUUCUUUCAAUUUGUUCUUCUUUUGUUACAGUAGCUGCAUCAGCGAUGGGGUUUUACAGUAUUCGCCUUAUAUGGCGACGUAAAGUUUUAGCCAAUUUUUUGAAAAAAUGGACUGUAAUUCAUUUGUAGAUGAAUCUACUGUAACAAUACUCUUUUUGCAGUAAUUACUAUGGUUGCUUAAGUAUUUUACAUUGAUUUCUAAGUAUUUUCGGGCAUUUAUGUUACAUCUUUUGCGUGAAUCUCUGCCUUUUUUGUUAUCGGAUAACAAUUACCGUUUAUAAUGAUGGGUAUUGCUUAGCUAGCUUUUGGAUCGUGCUGUAAAAAAAUCGUUAACUUUUUCAAGCUGAUACCAUCAUUUCAGAGAUUUUAAUACUAAAGGUGCAACUUUUUAGUCAUUGUUAGAAUUUUUUAAUAGACUUCUACUGUUUUGCUAAAGUAUUCUCUAGUCUAUAUCUGCUUUCAUCUCCAGUUUGAAUAUCUCUAGUGUUUGUACUGUUGCUGGCUUUAUGAAGGUCCUAAAACUACAUCUUUAUAUCAUUUUAGGUUUUCUUAAAGCUUGUAACCAGAAUAAUAUUUUUUUAUUCAAUUUUAUGGUCAAACUUGAUUUAUAAACACAAAGUCUGAUGUCAUUUCGUCAACAACAGUACAAACUUUUUGAAAUUUCACUUUUCUUUUGUAUUUUAUGCUUUUUUUAAGAAUUCCGAUGCCUAUGAACCGCUUCCAACCUGUGGUCAAGCUUCUAAUGACAUCUUCUAAUGCCUUUUGUAUAAACUGCUUAAAAAUUGUUAUGAACUUUUUUUCUUUCUUUGUGUGCAAAAACUUUAUUUACAGCGCGAACUGAAACGAACUCAGGAGCUGCCUAAUUUCGUGGACAGCAAAUCAGAUGAAUCACCUCGAUUCGACGCUAAUCCGAGGACAGUUUGA
Bursaphelenchus okinawaensis is the source of this 3311-nucleotide messenger RNA. Lineage: Eukaryota; Metazoa; Nematoda; Chromadorea; Rhabditida; Aphelenchoididae. The record is from the annotation of a GenBank genome assembly.